Messenger RNA from Thamnophis elegans (Western terrestrial garter snake), 7750 nucleotides. Its product is annotated as general transcription factor II-I repeat domain-containing protein 2A-like. Gene Ontology annotation, biological process: regulation of DNA-templated transcription. The transcript is spliced from 5 exons. The record is from RefSeq and is a predicted model, not a curated record. Lineage: Eukaryota; Metazoa; Chordata; Lepidosauria; Squamata; Natricidae. Bases 697 to 3639 code for a protein of 980 amino acids.
UUUUCUAUUCUGUUCCGUUCCAUUCCACCCUACUCCACUCCACUCUACUAAGAAUACCAAGUGGGGGGGAGUUGCUCCCUAGGCGGAUUUGGAAUUCUCACCCAAUCAGCUGAGGCUCCUCCCACCUUAAGGCUGCUCGGGAUCUUCUCCAAUCCGCGGAGCCAAAUCCACCGGCGGGCUUUGCAAAACUGGGGACCCGGGCGGAGGCACGUGGCGGGAGUCUUCGCUAGCCGUUCCGUCCCGCAGGAAAGACACGGGGUGGCUGGCAGCCCGGGGAGGUCGCGAAGGGGACUCGCUCCCUUUUGAAGCAAGAAGCCGCUCUCGCCUUCCCAGAGGCUGGAGUGGCGCUGAAGUCGGAGCGGAGAGCAGGGAACGGAUUGCAGCUGAGCUCCCCCCCGCCCCCCCCGCCGAUCCAGACCACGAGGAAGCACGAUCUCGCUUACCCGGGAAGCGAAGCGUCCGGAGGCGGUCGGGCAGGAGAGCAGCCACGGGAUGCUGCGACGUUGUUAACCCUGCUCAAAACAUCUGGACUCUCAGCAUCCUACUGAUCCUCCAGAAUGGACACCUAGAGCGCUCACAACUGCUCGCUUCACGCAGCACCUGGGGCUUUGAGCUUCCUGUACAGUCUCAUACUCCACAUAUACAACAUCUGUGUGAAGAAGACGAUAACUAACCCCCCCCCACACACACACAAAAAUGGCCGAACUCAGAGUGGACAUUGAAAACAGCUGCUUUCAAAAGAGAUGGGAGGCAGAGUAUCUGUUUGUUGAUAUUGAAGGUACGGCCGUGUGCCUUGUUUGCAGAGAUAUUAUGGCUGUAUUUGAAGAAUAUAAUAUGAGAUGGCACUAUGAGACCAAACAUCAUGACAGGUACAAAAACAUGAGCAUACAGCAAAAGAUAAAGACGGUGGAAGAGUUGAGAAAGAACCUGAUGUCGUUCAUAAAAGCAAAGACACAGCGUGAAGCUGCUGUGAAAGCUACUUUUAUAGUGGCAGAAGAGAUCGCUAAAGCGGCCUGGCCAUUUACAGAAGGCGAGUUUUUGAAGCGCUGCAUGGUUAAAGUGUGCGAAGUCUUGUGUCCCGACCAAAAGGGAGCAUUUUUGAACUUAAGCCUGAGCAGAAAUACUAUUGCUGGUCGGAUAGGUGAGCUUGCUACAGUUUUACAAGGACAAUUGGUUGAAAAGGGAAAAGAUUUCAUUGCGUAUUCCCUUGCUGUGGAUGAGAGCAGUGACAUCUCUGACGUGGCACAGCUGACAAUCUUCAUCCGUGGAGUGGACCCAAGUUUAUGCGUUACAGAGGAAUUUUUGGAUAUGAAAUCAAUGCAUGGCACUACCACAGGAAAAGACAUAUUUGAAGCAGUGUCUAAAUGUGUAAACGACAUGAAGCUGCCCUGGGACAAACUUACGGGACUGACAACAAAUGGGACACCUUCGAUGCGCGGGGAAGAGAGUGGAUUAGUGGGAAGGGUGCGAGAGAAGAUGAAGAGCGAGAAUUGCACAGGUGAGCUGACGGCAUAUCACUGCAUCAUACACCAGGAAACACUGUGCGGCAACAUUCUGAAGAUGGAACAUAUAAUGGGCACUGUAACACAGACAAUUAACUUUAUAAGAGCCAAUGGUUUAAAUCAUCAUCAAUUUAAGUCUUUCCUUGAGGAAAUGCAUUCUGAACUUGGUGAUCUGCCCUAUCACGCAGCGGCGCGGGGGAUAAGUCAAGAAAAAGUGCUCAGUAGGUUUUUUGAGUUGCGCCUGGACAUUUGUCAGUUUGUUGAAAGUAAAGGAAAAGACUCCACGGUACUGCGGGAUGAAAAGUGGCUGUGCGAAUUAGCCUUCCUGUGCGAUGUUACGAAACAUCUCGCGGCACUAAAGCUUCAGCUUCAGGGACGGGACUUUGCGAUCACGGACAUGUAUGAUGCAGUGAAAAGCUUUCAGGUAAAGCUGCAACUCUGGGAAGCUCAGAUGCAGCACGGAAACUUGAGUGACUUUCCCUGUUGCCAAACAAUCAUCAGCCAAGUCUCCACCGCUGUGUUCUCACAUGCUCAGUUUGCGGAUCAACUGAGCACGCUUCACAUGGAGUUUGCGCGCCGCUUUGUUGAGUUUGAAGCGCAGACAUUCGAUUUCGGACUGCUCAGUAAUCCAUUUUCAGUCGACGUGAAGGAGGCACCCGCAGACAUCCAGAUGGAGCUGAUGGAACUCCAGUGUAGCGACACACUUAAGGCAAAGUAUGAUUCUGUAGGGUCCGCGCAAUUCGCCAGGUUCAUCCCUGAAACGAUGCCCCAACUCCGCCUGCGAGCUGCUCGAAUGCUCUGCAUGUUUGGUAACACACACCUGUGUGAGAAAGUUUUCUCUGUGAUCAGGGCGAACAAAAGAGCCCACAGGAGUCUUCUCACUGAUGCACACCUCCGCUCUAUCCUGAGAGUUUCCACAGCUCAAAACCUAACGCUGAACAUGGAUGAACUUGUAGCCAGGAAAAGGUGCCAAACAUCCAGGUCAGAAAAAAAGGGCCAGCCGAUGAAGAUGGCCAGGGUACCCCCUGACCGUGGAGAAGCUCUAUCUGAUCUCUCUGCCACAACAUCUCAGGGCUCUGUAUCCUUUGAGGACGUGGUUGUGUAUUUCUCGGAGGAAGAGUGGGCUCUGCUGGAUUCCAGCCAAAGAGCCUUACACAGAGAAGUCAUGCUGGAGAACUCCAGGAAUCUGGCUGCUGUGGGUUACGGGCAGGAGCAUAAAGACUACCAGGGGCCCAGCUUAGCGCUAUUCGAGUCUGUAGAAAAGAUGUUUGGAAUUCAGGGGAUACUUCAAAAGAGAGCGAAAAGUUUCCUAAAGAAUCGAAGGAAGAAAUCUUCUCCCUCUGAUCGCAAUGAAGUCGUUGGCCUCCCAACUCCGCAACUUCAGCAACCAGUAGGAAGUGAAAAAUAUUUUGGUGGUGACAAGACAGAGAGCGCUAAAAUUGUUUUCAUUCAAUAUUGUACAAACCAGACUGAAGAGGAACAAUAUGAACGUCAAGAGUAUGGGCAAAAUAUCAAUCUUAGCUCCUCUCUUGUGUUACAUCACCCGUCAUAUAUCCAAGAGACACCAUAUGCACUUAUAAAUUGUGUAGAAAAAUUCACUUUAAACAGUCAUCUUAUGUCCGAUGGAGAGAAUAACCCAUAUGAGUGUGGAAAGGGUUUCAGCCAGAAACAGUUGCUUAUUUUACCCCCAGAAAAUCCCCCCAUGGAAAAACCAUACAAAUGUCCGGAGUGCGGAAAGACCUUUCCUCACAGAUGUAGGCUUACUGUCCAUGAAUGGAUUCACUCGGGGGAGAAGCCAUAUAUGUGCCAGGUCUGUGGGAAAAGAUUCAGGCAGACUGGUCACCUUUCGAGACAUCGACGGACCCACACUGGGGAGAAACCAUAUACGUGCCUUCACUGCGGAAGGAAGUUCAGUGAAAGUUCAGACCUUACCAAACAUGUAAGGAGCCACACAGGGGAGAGACCGUAUAAAUGUUUGGAGUGUGGAAAGAGUUUCAAAUGCAGCAGUCAUUUUAUUUGCCAUAAAAGGAGCCACACAGGGGAGAAACCAUUUGAAUGCUCAGAGUGUGGAAAGAGCUUUAGUCGACACAAUCACCUUUCACUACAUAAGACAAUCCACAGGGGAGAACAAUCAUAGCUUGGGAGCUUUCAUCCACAAGUGCUUUCUAAACACACCAGAAAUGCGUUGACUUUCCAGUAACAUUCAGUUCCAAAGGGUGUUUCAUCAGAUCAAAAUGAAUCCACAUUAGAGAACCAUCAAAAUGCCUGAAGUGUGGAAAUUGUUUAAAAUGUGUCACUGUCCUUAUUUCCCAUAGGAAAGCCUAUGACCAUGAACAAACCUUUGGUGCCAAUAUUGGUCAUUCCCUCCCACCCACCCACCCACCCCCAAGAAAAUGCAUAUAUGAGUUUGGAUGAACUUCAUGGAUGCGGACUGAAAAAGCUGAUCCAUGCAGGAAUGGUAGUACAUCAAGAAAUAGAACAAAGCAACUAUUUUAAGAGGACAUGUCUUCUUAAAUAACAUAAAAGUUCCAUUCAGGGACUGUAUAAAAGAGUGGAACAUGAAGAGGAUUGGUGGCUUUUUUGCUUAAUGUCUUCGCCAACAAAUUAUGAGUCCCUUUCCACAUUUUUAGCCAGUCUUGAAUUAUUUUUUUUUAAUCUAAUCAAGGACUUGUAUUGGAGGCUGACAAGGAUUUAUAUGGUUGCUGAGGUUUCAAGUUCCAUGAAAACAGACUGAGGCUGAUUGGUAUGUUUAAUCUUGCAAAGAAAGUAACCAAGAAGUUUAUAACAUCCCCGUAGAAGCAUUUGACGCGGUGUCCCAGAGGAGAAAGGAAAGGUUUGUCCUACCAUGCAGAAUAAACACAGCAGAAUUAGGUUUAAUGUUACACAAAUUAUGAUAGUGAUGAAACUAAGUGUUGUGGGUAGUAUUUGCUUAGCAACCCUUUGAAUUUCCAAUGGACUCUUCCCCCCAAAUAUAAUUAUUAACCAGUUCUGGACUUGGAAUGGCGGCACACACCAAUCAGAAUGAAACUGGGAGAGAGCUUGGAGGUCAGUCCAGUCUCAAGCAGGAGAUCCUAUACAAUUUCAGACAAGUGACUGUCCAGUCCCAUCUUGAAAAAUUCCAGUGAUGGAGCACCCACAACUUCUAAAGGCAAACUGAGCAAUUUGUCUGUGGGUGCAGGACAUUCGCCUAAAACAAAGACUGCUGGUUCGCUCUGAGGUGACCUUGCAAGCAGCCAUGGACGAAGCCAGAGCAGCAGAGAUGUCUGAUAGAUCCACUGCUGAGAUCCAGCAGAGCCAGCAGUUCUCCUCUCCAACCCCCAAAACCUUUCUAAUUGAUGACCUCAUUCCACUUGACAAAACCUUCGCAGAUGACGACCAAGUGGACCGCCUGAAGGCAUAACCAUCUAAGCGGCCAACUGCUCUGGCCAAAGCCUCUCCCGGCAACUGCCUGGGCUGUGGCGGAGCCCACCCCCCGCACGGCUUGCCCAUUCAUGUCUGCAGCCUGCCACCGCUGCAACAAAAAAGGACCCUUGGCCCAUGUCUGCAGGGCCAAUCUGCCCUCCGACUGGCCUUCACGCUCCGAGAGGACUGCUUCAACAUCGACUGCCCAGCUGUUUCCGUGAGCAGCAACUUGUCCCACGUGGAGGAUGGCCGGAAGAUACAUAUCUCCCUACACAUCAAAGGGGCCCUGUGCACCACAGAGGUGGACUCUGGUUCUUCAAAGUUCAUUCUUUCAUGGGACACUCUCACUCACCUGAUUCUGACCAUCACCAGAGCCCACCUGAAAGAACCAACCACAGUCUUGCGUGACUGUCAGGGACGCUCAAUCCCUACCUUAGGCUGCCUCUCUGUAUUGGUGGACUACGCCAAUUUCCAUAGUCACCUACCGGUGAUCGUGGUAACCAAACCCCUGCCUGCUCUCCUUGGGCUGGAUUGGUUCCCCUUCUCGGUCUCUCCCUAGUGGGCAUCCGUGCCAACUACCCUGCCGCUGCCUCCAUCGAAGAUGUCAUUCAGGAGUUUGCAGAUGUCUUUGAUGGCUCUUUGGGUAAAUACAGGGGAUCCCCUAUUAGUUUAAAUAUAGACCCACAAAUAGACCCCAUUUGCCUGAAGGCUCACAGGGUGCCGUUUGCCUUGAGACCGAAAGUUGAUGCGGAGCUGGAUAAGCUCCUGGCGCAAGGUAUCCUGGAGCCUGUCAACCAUUCUAAAUGGGAGACUCCUAUAGCCAUUCCCAUUAAGGCUGACGGGUCCAUCAGGAUUUGCACUGACUAUAAGUCAACCAUCAAUAAAGGUCUCCAGGACCCGCCAGCUAGAGCUCUCAACCCAGGUCGGGUGCCUACUCUGGGGAGACAGGGUGGUGGUUCCCCACACUUUGAGAACCCAGGUGCUAGACCGCGUUCACUUGGGCCAUCCCAGCAUAGAUCGCAUGAAGGCCCUCGCCUGCAGCUAUGUCUGGUGGCCCAAGAUGGAUGAUGUCGUCACGUCAUGGGUGGCUAAUUGCCACCCCUGCCAGGAGUCCUGGCCAGUGCCUCCUGCCACACCAGUCCACGAAUGGGAACUGCCCAGAGGACCUUGGUCCAAGGUCCACUUGGCUUACACAGAUCCAUUCCAUGGCUAGAACUUCCUGGUGGUAGUGGAUGCUUACUCUAAAUGGGUAGAACUACUACUUAUGCCAUCCACCAGCACCGAGGCCACUAUAAGAGGGUCGUGGCGCAUUUUCACCACCUACGGUUUGCCAGAUACCUUGGUAUCUGACAAUGGGCCCCAAUUUACAGCUGCAGGGUUCCAGGGGUUCCUAGCUGGCCUGGGGAUUCACCAUGCCCUCGUGGCUCCGUACCACCCCUCCGGGCCAUCCGCUCGGCCAAGGAAGCACUGAGGCGUAUGGGCCAGGGAGGGUGGCCUGACAAGGUGGCAGCCUACCUCUUUGGGCAACAUUCCAUUCCGUGCCCCACCACUAAUAAAAGCCCCGCGGAGCUGCUGAUGGGCCAGCGCCUGCAAACAAUCCUGGACAAGCUGUACCCCCAAUACAGUGACGUAUGGCCCAAAAGCCUAGGGACUCCCACACGCCAGUUCCUGGAGGAUGACCCUAUCUUUGCCAAGAACUUUGCAGGGGAACCUAGGCAGGUGCCAGCCAUUGUCACACACUUAAUGGGGCCCUGUCCCUAUAGGGUUGUCUUGCAAGACGGGCGAGAAUGGUGGCGCCACAUCGUCCAAUUGAGGCGCCGUCUUCCAACUGAGGCCUUCCCCCAGUCAGGCCUCUCCUAUAAAGACCUGCAGCCAGCCACCGCCUUCUAGCAGCUCACUGGGACUCCGCCUCAAUCCGCCUCGCUACCGCUGCAGGACUUACCUGAGGAGCCGGGCCUGCCUCCGUGGUUGGAACAGCGUGACUUCACCCGGAGCUCCUCCCCGCAGAUUAUGCAUGCGCAGCUACUGUGCAUGCACCCACUUGGCGGGGGGGGGGGAGAAGUGUAAAGUCCUUGACUUGCGACCGGCUGCAAUUCCUCGACUUACAACUGACAGCCCGGCAACCAAAGGCUCGUGCCUAUUGGUUAAGAUGUGCCUGUCUGGAAGCGAGCUUUUUACAAUGUUCCUAUUCGUUGCUCUGCUUGACCGCUCCAAUAUAAAUAGGAGUCAAGCAGAGCAAGGUGCUGAAGUUGUUACUGUUAGGGGUAUCUCCGUUGGGAGAUAGAAAGUAGUGCAGCGGAAUGUACAGCUAGAGAAAAAGAAUAUUGCUAGUAGAAACAUGAAUAGAGUUUCAGAUACUGCUAAUAGCUUUAGUACUGAUAAUUGCUUCACAAGCAGUGAUAGUAGAUAUUAGUCCAAACACAAUUCAAAGAACAAACAAUAGCUGACAGUCGCAGUUCUCAUUCCAGUUAUCAAGUCAUCUAGCAUAGCACAAGCAGAGAGAGUGAGCUCUUUUGACUCCUUCUUAUAGUAAAGUUAAUUACACCUGAUAAGUACAUCCACUCCUUUAAAGCAACAACCAUUUGUUGUUGUAUAAAGAUAUAUAUUGCCUACCCAACACUAGGAGUAUACUCCCAACAGUUACCUUGCUGUUUUCUAGUUGAUCUGUUCAAAUAAAGUGGUUGUCAGUACCUCAACGAGUCCGACGCCUCUUUCUCCGUCCAGAAUUCAAUACAUCCGUUGUUUCUUGUCUUUUGGUACGUUGGAAAAUAAGACAUGACUGCAUUUCAGGCCCUGGGUAACUGCCUCACCUUUACAGCUGGUUAUGUCAUUCUAUGUUCACAUGA